AUGGCGGAAGAGAAAGUGAAAGAUGAAGCGAUGCAGAUCAUUGGAAUGUUUCAGAUCCUUCCGAGACUUGUCGUUUUUGAUCUCGAUUAUACUCUCUGGCCUUUUUACUGUGAAUGUCGUUCGAAACGCGAAAUGCCGUCUUUGUAUCCACAUGCAAAAGGUGUAAUGAGUGCUCUGAAAGAGAAAGGAAUUCAAAUGGCGAUUGCUUCCAGAUCUCCCACUUCAGAUAUUGCUAACACUUUCAUUGACAAAUUGAACAUUAAGUCCUUGUUCGUCACCAAGGAAAUAUUUUCGAGUUGGACUCACAAGACGGAGCAUUUUCAAAAGAUACACACAAGGACAGGGGUGCCUUUUACUGACAUGCUCUUCUUCGAUGAUGAGGACAGAAACAUUAAAUCAGUUUCUAAAAUGGGAGUGACAAGUAUCUUGGUGGGUGAUGGGGUUACACUUGGAGCACUCAGGCAAGGGCUUACUGAAUUUACUCAAAACCAUAACAGUAUCGAGAAGAAUAAACAGGUUUGGCGCAACAAGUAUUCUGGAAAGGCUGCAUCGUCUGAGACCGACAAAGACUGACAUUUUCCGGUUUCCAGAGUUGUUACACAUACCAUUCUAUGGUGAUGCACCAUUAUUUACUGCAAAUAAUUUGCAUGGAUACGUGAAGAUUUGUAUUGAAGAUUCUUGAUUAUACCGUACUGAUUGGAUCCUCAUCUAGCUCUCAAUACUGGUUUAGUUAUAUGGAUGUUUGUGUUUACUAUGAAACUCCCAGAAAAUGGUGGUGUUGGUGCCAAGUUGAAAUUAGAACUAUGUAUGUAUGAAAUGUAAGGGAGUACGUUAUAUCAAUCUCAUUCGUACUUCAACAACAUAAGAUUUUAAGUACCUGGAAAUAUGUUUUUCAACAAGUUGGGUAGAAGAAUAAACAGAACACUGUUGUUUGAGGUAGUCUCCGUAUAAUUAGAGUGGUG
This is a messenger RNA of Eruca vesicaria subsp. sativa (arugula), 962 nucleotides long. The record is from the annotation of a GenBank genome assembly. NCBI's taxonomy places the organism in Eukaryota, Viridiplantae, Streptophyta, Magnoliopsida, Brassicales, Brassicaceae.